UAUAUCCGCCCAUACACACACCCUUCUUUCUUUCUCCUUCAUCACCACAUCAAUAUCGCAUCAUUCUUGUACAGUAUAUCAUAUUACCUGACAGACGUUUUGACAUUCGCAUCGCCUCGGCUCGGCUUUCCGCGUCCAAUUGACAUUACCUCAGUCCCGAGGAAUACGCAAGGCUUGGCAAUUCAUUUUCGGAUCCCCACCGCCUAUCACAUAAUCGUAGAAUUGAAAAGAAGUUUGAUCGCAAACGAAGAAUAUACUCAAAACGAUCAUCAUCAAGGUAAAACAAAUAGCAAAUAUCAUUGUAUACCAUUCAUUCGACUGAUCGUUUGCAAACAAAGUCACGCCAGAGGGAGAUGGGCGCAAUCGUCUCAAGACCGGUAUUGCACAAUAUCGAAACAGCAUUACUAUCAAUCGCUCAAUUGGUUGAUACAGUAGUACGAGCGGUGGAAUACUUGCUUUCAGUCAUUAUAUCAAAAUGCGUUAGUCGUUCUAUUUAUCGUCACUUUUACGUUUCAACACCAACAAGUGUAAAUGCGGCAGAUUUGAAUGAUGCAGACAAAGAAGGCUUAACGAGAAUUUGUACAAACGAAGGUGUUUGUUAUAUUCCUGCAACCAGGAUUGCACAACAUCGUCAAUUACGUAAACAAAAACAAGAUGAUCGCUUGAAAAAGCGAAAGAUGCGUGCUGAAUGGGCAGCUGCGGGUUUGAAUGUUGACGAAAUGGCAAGGGAAGAAAGACGAAAGGAAAGAUUGCGGAAACAAAAGACAAACAAAACCAAUGAAUCUCUUGCGGAAUCGGAAGAGAAAAAGAGUAAACUCAGUAGACAAUCUACUGCGAUUGAUGAGUCUAUUCCACUGGUAUCACUACCGGAAAAGGUUGCCAAAGAGGAAAAGCCGCUAUACAUCAUGGGCAACGUGGCUCGUCGUUCGGCAGACAUUAAGAGAAGCGAUCAGCCAAAGAAGACCGAAGAUGAAGGCAAGCAAGAGAAAGACGCACAAAUUCACUGGGCAAAAAGUCAUCGGACCAGACCAUUGACGGCGGUGAGAGAAGCAUCGCACGAUCACGGUAUUCUCAUCGAACCUCCAAAGUUCCGAGCAAGGUUAUCACAAGACGCCAAAGGCUUACCAAAUGGAAUGGCAGAUGUGCUUGAGUUCAAUGGAGUUCCUCAUGGAAAAGAACAAAAAGAUCGUAAACGUCAAAGCAGUAUUCCUUCUCCUCCAAAAUUCCAAGCGAAAAAGUCACAGUCAAGUGUUGAAGCAAUAAGUGCUUCUCGUAUAGCGACUAAUGUACAGGACAAAAGAGCUUCCAUGCUCGAUCAUGCAUCGACUCCGAACGAUUUUCAGAAAGGGCACAGGCCGAGUGCAUCUCUGCCUCCGUUGAUGACUUCAACGACAGCUUUGAGAGCACACAACGUCUCAGUGCCGAUAUCUCCUGCUCUCGUUCAACCCAAACCAAGGAGAGCGGUAGAAUCACAUUUUGACGGUGGAUCACCUUUGUUCGCUCCACCUUCUCUUCACAGUCCAACGAUCACUGCCGGUUCUUUACGUUCAGCAGCAACGCCGCCUCCUGCAUUUUUAAAUAGGAAUCGAAACUCUAUCGAUCUUGCACAUCCAAUCUCACGGGGCGGCACGCCAAGCGAUAAUGACGCAAGCAGUAUUCGUAGUAAACGCAGCAUAGCCACAACCGCAACUCCCCCUCCUUAUGUCGUUCAUCUUGCCGAUAAGGCUUGUAAAAGUAGAUGGGAAUCUACUGCUAAAGAACGUAAAGGUUGGAAAGGAGAAGUGAAAAGGAUCGCUUUGAACAAAGUGCAUGAACAAAGAACCGCUUAUCGAUCUUCGGUCAGCUUACCUUUGACCGAAAAGCAAAUCAACCAGUGAUACGGUCAUCCAUCAUCUUUUAGUACAUACACGCAUAUCAUCUUCUAACGACUAUUAAUGACUUUCAUGACUAUACCAGAGCAAUAGAAUCUAUUUUGCAAUACCACACAUGCCCAAUCUAUUCAAUUUCACACAGACGUUAUGAUUUUCGAUCGAUUGAAUUAUCAUGCUUUACAAGAGAGUAAAUCAUACCCAAGCAUACAAUCCAUCACAUCCACCUACUCUGAGUGAGAUGCAAAAGG
Molecule: messenger RNA, 2119 nt
Organism: Meira miltonrushii
Lineage: Eukaryota; Fungi; Basidiomycota; Exobasidiomycetes; Exobasidiales; Brachybasidiaceae
Exons: 1
Coding region: 354-1877 (507 amino acids)
Source: RefSeq, a predicted model, not a curated record